AUGUGGUUACAAGACCUAUCCUUUAUGGUCGAUAUAACGAAGCACUUGUCAAAUUUAAAUUUAAAAUUACAAGGAAAAGAUCAAAUUAUAACAGCUAUUAAUGACCAUAUUAAGGUUUUCAAAUGUAAAUUAGAUUUAUGGGAAACACAGUUACAGAAUGAAAAUUUAACGCAUUUCCUAACAUGUAUGAUGUAUAAAACAAGUUAUUAUGAACCAAUUUUUUACAAAAAAUAUUCAGAACAAAUUAUAUGGUUGAAGACUGAAUUCGGAAAUAGAUUUCAAGAUUUCAAAUAUUUAGAAAACGAUUUUGAAUUGUUCACAUCUCCUUUUUCAAUAGACGCAGUAAAAGUUCCAGCACAUAUACAAAUGGAACUGAUUGAGAUUCAAAAUGAUUCAAAUUUAAAACGUAAAUUCAAUGAGGUUGGUGUACCGGAAUUUUACAAUUUUUUGCCUGUAAGGUACGUAGAAACUCGCAGAUUUGCUUGUAAAAUUAAGUCUAUGUUUAGUAGUACUUAUCUAUGUGAGCAACUAUUCUCAUUGAUGAAUAGCAAUAAAUCACCCGUUAGAUCCAGAUUAACUGACAUAUAUCUAAAUUCAGUUUUAAAAGUGGCUUCAUCCAAUAUUUCAAAUUAA
Sipha flava (yellow sugarcane aphid) is the source of this 633-nucleotide messenger RNA. RefSeq names its product general transcription factor II-I repeat domain-containing protein 2B-like. The transcript has a single exon. NCBI's taxonomy places the organism in Eukaryota, Metazoa, Arthropoda, Insecta, Hemiptera, Aphididae. The record is from RefSeq and is a predicted model, not a curated record. The coding region runs from base 1 to 633 and encodes 210 amino acids.